AUGGAGCUGAUUCGUCUGCAGACGAACCUCCGCUUGAAGAGCCCGGGGCCCGCCUUGGACGUGAACGACCCGGAGUCGACCUUUGCGCUUUACGAAUUCCCCACCAAUUUCAGCAGCAUCGGCCUCAUGCUCUCCACGGUGUUGUCGAGGGUGGCCAUUCCCCGACCGGUCCUGAAGGGCCUCUAUACGCUCGCGGAGACCCUAAAAGGGCAGGCCGUCCGCGAGAUUCGCACCGGCGAGGUGCCAAAGGCCUUUGCCAACGCCACAACGCACCCGAUUCCGUCGUUAUGCGAGCCUGCCAAGCGUCGCGCCAUGAGUAUUCAGCGGGAGUCCACGGUGAACCGAAACAGCCUCUCAUUACAUCUCUUCAUUACCCCUAUCUUGGAGUGUGUGGAGGAGUUCAUGACACUCCCCAGGGAGGAGGCGAGCAACGUGCCGGUUUCCGAGUCGUCACCGAGCAUCUCCUCGGGAGGGGUGAAUUCCUCCACGAAGCCGCGGCGUGCCGUCUACGCCUUUCCACAUUCCGUGGUCGCCGUCCACUCGAGGGCGACGAUCAAUCAGAGAAACCACGAGGAGGUGGAACACUCUCCUUCACCAUCUGCGGUGCGCCCUGGACGACGAUGA
This is a messenger RNA of Phytomonas sp. EM1, 624 nucleotides long. Lineage: Eukaryota; Euglenozoa; Kinetoplastea; Trypanosomatida; Trypanosomatidae. The record is from the annotation of a GenBank genome assembly.